Messenger RNA from Brassica oleracea var. oleracea, 533 nucleotides. RefSeq lists its product as uncharacterized. The record is from RefSeq and is a predicted model, not a curated record. The transcript is spliced from 3 exons. NCBI's taxonomy places the organism in Eukaryota, Viridiplantae, Streptophyta, Magnoliopsida, Brassicales, Brassicaceae. The coding region runs from base 72 to 533 and encodes 153 amino acids.
AAACGUUAUGUUGGAUUAAGAAGUUUUUUUAUGUUCGAAUUUCGCCUUCGUCUGUCCCUGAUGUUUCUGAUAUGAGUGUCCCUUUUAGGAGUAGUUGGAAUCCUUACAAUGGUCGUCAUUUAGUUGGUGUUCCUCUUGCUCCUGGGGAUAGUGAGUGCGUGGAAUACUUCAAGGAGACGAAGGCUCGGGAUUGGACUGUGGGGAGGCGGUCGGAGGUUUGGCGGCGCAUCCCGUUUAUUGACUCAGCUUGUUGGAGAAAGAUGGAUUUGAGCGAGAUUCCGAGUUUGGUUGACUGUUUUGCUGGGGGUAGUGACGAUGCCCCUGUUGUGGAGUCUGGUCAGUGUACCGCCGGUGUGGAGCCUUCGGCACCUGCUCGUAGUAUUGUUGUGGGUCUUACUAGUACGACAGUUCCUGUCCCGUCCGUUGGUGUUUCUGGAAAGGAAGUUGUUGCUGCGGGAGGCGAGAAGGUUGUGAAGAAAAAAACAAUUAUAGUUUUCCCAUAUUGUAAACUGUCUUUAUUUAAUAUGAGUUAG